Molecule: messenger RNA, 1465 nt
Organism: Chelonus insularis
Lineage: Eukaryota; Metazoa; Arthropoda; Insecta; Hymenoptera; Braconidae
Product: corepressor interacting with RBPJ 1
Exons: 6
Coding region: 88-1272 (394 amino acids)
Biological process (GO): negative regulation of DNA-templated transcription
Cellular component (GO): nucleus
Molecular function (GO): transcription corepressor activity
Source: RefSeq, a predicted model, not a curated record
UUUCGUUUAUGCCUUGCAAUUGUUGACAUGCAUGAUCAUUAAUAUUUCUCUUUCAUAACAUUGUUAGUUAUGCGAUAAUAAUUAAAAAUGGGGAAAGGAUUUAAUAAUUAUAUGUGUAAAAAAUUUUUCCAUCCAGCAUCUCGAGACAAUUUAAAACGAGUAUGGAUGGCAGAACAACAAGCAGACGCAUAUAAGAAAAAACAAGAAGAACUGAGAGUACAAUACGAAAAAGAGCAAGAUCUUCACAAUAACAAGGCAUUACUGAGCAAAGAAAGUAAAGAUAAAUUAAGUGUAAAUUUUAUGUAUGAACCACCCCCUGGUGCGAAAAAAGAACGAGAAAAAGAAGACAACGAACCAGAAUAUAAGUUCGAAUGGCAAAGAAAGUACAAUGCACCCCGAGAAAGUUAUUGUAAAGGAGACAGCGAAAUUAGAGAUCAGCCUUUUGGAAUUCAAGUGAGAAAUGUUCGAUGUAUCAAGUGUCAUAAAUGGGGUCAUAUAAAUACAGAUAAAGAAUGUCCAUUGUAUAGUCAAGCAAUGAGUGUUGUAAUGUCAAAUAAUGAAGCAACUAAGGAUACUUCUGAUGCGAUGACCCUUGUUCAACAAAUGCGUGAUGAUGGUUUAGAAUUAAAAAAGUCAGCGUUAACUGCUCAACAACACAUUCAAAUCCCUCAGCAUGAAGAUGAGAUGGUUUCAGGUGACGAAGAGUUUUCAGAAGAAGCAUUUUUUAAUUCUUUAUCAAAGAAGGAAAAAAAGAAACUUUUAAAGAAGUUAGAAAAAAUGGAACGUAAAAAGGCCAAAAAAGAAGCCAAAAAGCGUAAAAAGAGAAAAGAGAAGAAAAAGAAAUCAAAAAAAUAUUCAAAUUCUUCCAGCAGCAGUGAUGAAAGUAGCAGUAGUAGUAGCAGUAGUAGUAGUCAAAGCAGUGAUAGUGAAUCUGAAAAGUCAUCAAGUUCAGAGAAAGAGAAGAAGCGACGAAAGAAAAAAAAGUCAAAACGAAGUAGAGAUUCCAGUUCGUCUUCAAGUUCUAAAUCAUAUGAAAGAGAACGGUAUAAAGAAAAACCAAAACAUAAAGAAGAAAGUAAAAAAUUUAAGAAAGAUGAUAAAAAAUCAUCAGCACGUAGAAAUAAAGAUGAUAGGUAUUAUGAUAAAGACAGUACUCGAGAAAAGACUGAAUUUUAUCGAGAUCAUGGCCAUUAUAAUCGAAAACGAAGAUCAGAUGAAUUAGACAGUGACAGAAGAAACAAGCAUGAUAUUAAACGACAUCGAAAUCAUUGAACGUUAUUUAUACAAACUUAUACAUAAUAUAUCUUUUUCAUCCUUUUUGAGGAAUUUUUCAAAAGAUAGUUAAUUGUUAUUAUUUUAAUAAUCAUGGGAAAUUUUUAUCAGUGCGAUGCUAGUAUUUAGUAUUCUAAAAAAUGACUUUACAAUAGAAUAUGUAUUUCGAGUAGUUAAUGAAGUUAUGUAAAUA